Molecule: messenger RNA, 1254 nt
Organism: Achroia grisella
Lineage: Eukaryota; Metazoa; Arthropoda; Insecta; Lepidoptera; Pyralidae
Product: gustatory receptor for sugar taste 64f-like
Exons: 11
Coding region: 1-1254 (417 amino acids)
Biological process (GO): sensory perception of chemical stimulus; detection of chemical stimulus involved in sensory perception of taste
Cellular component (GO): membrane
Molecular function (GO): taste receptor activity
Source: RefSeq, a predicted model, not a curated record
AUGACACAUCCCAUAACGGUAAAGCCACGUGACCCUGAAAUAAGACCCCAAAUACCUAAAAAGGAGGCUAAAGGGUUGCAUGCAGUGAUAAGAUUGACUCUGCUGUGUGGUCGAAUAAUGGGCAUGUUACCUCUUAGUGGUCUCACAAAUCCACGCAUAGAUGUACUCAGAUUCACACUACUAUCGCCGUAUUCAUUAAUAUACUUUGGUACUCUGAUCGGCCAAGUAACAACAUUCUACUUCAGCGCUCGUUGGUUUCUGGAAAAUGAUAUCUCACUAUCUAACUUUACAAAUUUGCUAUUCCACACAUUAAGUGUGGCGACAGUGGCAAUAUUGGCCAAUAUUGGAAGACAUUGGUCCAAACUCAUGGCGAAAGUUGAAGAAAUUGAGAAUCAACUACCGCCUUUAUCUAAAAACAUAUCCAUAACCUGCAAUAUUGCUACGGGAGUCAGUCUCAUUUUAGCUUCAGUGGAACAUUUUCUAGCUGCUGUAUAUGGAUAUACUGUGACGAAAGCUUGUAACAACUAUGACGUUCUAGAAGUAUUCUUUCAUUACCGAAGACCUUGGAUUUUUGGAUACACUUCGUACAGUUUAUGGAAGGGGAUACUGUUUGAAAUAUGCAACAUUCAAUCUACAUUUCUAUGGAGCUACAACGAUGUGGUUCUUAUAGUUAUCAGUACAUAUUUAUCGGAACAUUUCGUGUUACAUAGUAAAUUGUUGAAGAAUGCUAUAGAACAGGAACAUUUCUCCAGCGAUGAAUUUCGUAUGCAAUACCUGAAAAUAGUCCGUCUAGUGAAGUUAAUAAAUGAUCACGUUGGCAUAUACAUCAUGACCUGCUUCGGAAGCAACUUCUACUGGAUAUGUGUGCAGUUAUUUUACACUUUGAACAAAAACCAAACUGGUCACUCCGGAGCUUGUCACAGCCAAAACGACAGGUCAGUCAUCUUGAUCAGUGAUAGUAUAGAACACACUCUGUACUUCACAUACUCGUUCAGUUUCCUGGUCGCGCGUGCUUUCAUUGUACUCCUGAUGGCUGCUAGAGUACAUUCGACCUCCAAUGCACCUCUCUUUCUUCUAUAUGAGGUGCCAGCUGCAAAGUUCAAUACUGAUGUUGAACGGUUUAUAUCACAGAUCACUAACAUUAAUGUGGCCUUAACUGGUCUUGACUUCUUCUAUGUGACACGGAUGAUGAUAUUAACGCUCUUCGGUAAUAUAAUCACAUAUGAAUUAGUGUUGCUGCAAUUUAAUAAAUAA